Pseudo-nitzschia multistriata is the source of this 1659-nucleotide messenger RNA. The record is from the annotation of a GenBank genome assembly. NCBI's taxonomy places the organism in Eukaryota, Bacillariophyta, Bacillariophyceae, Bacillariales, Bacillariaceae.
AACAACUGGGUGAGACCGCAAUCCGAAAGCGAGGGAAAGCACACAACAACGCACACUACAAUCAUCAUACAGCGUCGUUUCUUGCAGUCGUCCAAACAACUGUCUAGGCACUUGUGGAAGCAACAACAGCAACAUCAGCAACGGAAUCACGUUAGUACAAAUCUUGGGCGCAGAUUCCGCGGUGUAAUAUCAGAGUCGAGAAUGAGUCGGGCUCGGUGAGUCCAGUUCUUCGUAGCUUUUCACUUCGUUUGCUAAGCGAAAACGAAAACGAAACGAUAAAGAGAGGCAAACCUCGGAUAGACUGUACAUUUCCUGAGGAGUGCAGUUGCCAUUUCAAUACUCGCAGUAUACUAACAACACCGGUCUCUUUUUUGUUCUCUUUUGUUCACCCCUUCUCUUUUCGAUCAGUGUUUACGCGGACGUCAACGUCCACAGACCAAGGGAUUACUGGGAUUAUGAAGCUCUUACAGUAAAUUGGGGCGACCAGGAAGAAUACGAAGUCAUCCGAAAGAUCGGACGUGGAAAAUACAGUGAGGUAAGCUUUUGGAGGAAGUGUCGAUGUGCUGUGGCCGUCGUUUGUGCACAAUUGUUGGUAAUUCAUUGUUCUGUGUGUGUGUGUGGAUAAGUUACUGGUAAAGCUCUGAUUCUAACCAAGCCGUUGCUCAAACCAAUGAAACGAUCACAUUCUUAACGUUCUCUUGCGAUCAAUCGUAACAACAACAACAACAACAACAAUAGGUAUUCGAAGGUGUCAACGUAGUCAACAGCACGAAAUGCGUCAUCAAAAUUUUGAAACCGGUGAAAAAAAAGAAAAUCAAACGAGAAAUCAAAAUUCUGCAAAACAUGUGUGGUGGUACCAACAUUAUACAGCUUCUCGAUGUUGUCCGCGAUCCCCAGUCCAARACGCCGUCCCUCAUUUUUGAACACGUCAACAAUACCGACUUCAAAAUUCUGUAUCCAACUCUUACCGACUACGAUAUUCGCUAUUAUAUUUUCGAGCUUUUGAAAGCAUUGGAUUACUGCCACUCGAACGGAGUCAUGCAUCGGGAUGUCAAACCCCACAACGUCAUGAUUGAUCACGAAAAACGCCAGCUGCGGCUCAUCGAUUGGGGAUUGGCAGAAUUCUACCACCCGGGACGUGAAUACAACGUGCGUGUCGCAUCGCGUUAUUUUAAGGGACCAGAGUUGCUUGUGGAUCUGCAAGAGUAUGAUUACUCGUUGGAUAUGUGGAGCCUGGGAUGCAUGUUUGCUGGAAUGAUCUUUCGAAAGGAACCGUUCUUCCACGGACACGACAAUUACGACCAGCUCGUCAAAAUCGCGAAGGUUCUGGGCACCGAGGAACUCUUCCACUACCUCGACACGUACGACCUGGAGCUGGACCCCCACUUUGACGGAAUUCUCGGCAGGCAUUCCAAAAAGUCUUGGCAAAAGUUCGUGACCCCGGAAAACCGGCACCUCGUGUCGGACGAAGCGAUCGAUUACGUUUCCAAGCUGUUGCGGUACGACCACCAAGAACGCCUCUCGGCGAAGGAAGCCAUGGCGCAUGCCUAUUUUGCUCCCGUGCGCGAAGCCGCCAUGAGAGGAGGCAAUCAAUCGUCAUCGAGCGGAGGAUACGCGGUUUAAAAUUACGAAGCAACACUCCCCGCUCCAUUUCAUUUG